CCAAAGAAAGAAAGAGUCAAACGUUUGGCAAAACGUGAUUAGUCUUCGUGCUUUCCACUAAACCUCCCCCCUUUGUUUCUCCAAAUCUUUUCCUGGAAAUUUUCAUUAAUUUCAGGGAAUUAAUUGGAGAGAAAGGAGAGGGGAGGGUAGAGACACAACGAUGCCUUCUCCUCCGGAAGAAGAAACUCAACCCAAAACCGAUUCGGGUUCGGAUCAAACCUCUGAACGCGACACCAAUCCACCACCACCGCCUUCGCCGCAAUCUCAACCGCCUCCAUCGCAAACGCAACAGCAAUCUUACCCACCCGUUAUGGGCUUUCCAGGUUACCCUCAAGCCCCAUACCCAAACUACCCAAACCCACCUUACAAUCACAACCAAUACGCCUACGCACAAGCCCCACCCGCUUCAUAUUACGGUUCUUCUUACCCACCUCAGCAAAACCCGGUUUACCAAACACCCCCUCCGUCCGGUUUCUUCAGAGGAAUCCUCACCGGUUUAGUCGUUAUAGCCGUCUUCCUUUGCCUCUCCACCACCAUAACAUGGCUCGUCCUCCGUCCUCAAAUCCCGGUUUUCUCCGUAACCAAUUUCUCCGUCUCCAAUUUCAACCUAACCGAACCGGUAUUCUCCGCACAGUUUACCGCUAAUCUCACCGUCGAGAAUCCGAACACGAAACUAACAUCCUACUUCAAUCGGAUCCAAGGAUUCAUCUACAACCAAAACGCGGUCGCGGAAGAAGAUUUCUUGGCCAUGGAGUACUUCCAACCGGUUUACGUGGAGACCAAGAAAUCGGUUUUGGUAGGAGAAACCCUAACAGCUGGAGAGAAAGGACAGCGGAAAGUUCCAAGCUGGGUCGGGGAAGAGAUGAAGAAAGAGAGAGAUACGGGAACGGUGUCGUUUAAUCUGUGGAUGGCUGUUUCGGUCACUUUUAAAACCGAUGGUUGGUCGGCGCGGGAAAGAGGGCUUAAAGUGUUUUGCGGGAAGUUGAAAGUUGCGUUUGAAGGAGGAUCUGGAAACGGUGCCGUUUUGUUGCCUAAGCCUCUUCCUUGUUUGGUUUACGUUUGAUCCUUUUGCCUUCGAAGUUUUCUUCUUCUUGAUAUCUCUUGUAAUGUUUGAUUGUUUACAAGGUAUAGAAACCUAGUAAACGAAGUUACAAAGGGAAAAACAAUUAGGUUCAAUUGCAAAUCUAGGUGGAGAAAAAAAAAUCCAAUCGUUAUUAAAUCGAUCUUGUAAUCGUUUGAAUGUGUACAACAAAAAUGUGAUAUAAAUCCUUGAUUCAGAUAUGUUUGUAUGGCUCGACUCGUUCAAUCCACGGACUGUUUGAUCGAGGUUGAUUAAUAAAUAUUGGAGAUAACUAAGAGAGCAAAAUGUGUAUCUUGUAAAGUAAUUGUUGCUGUUCAAAUUCGAUUAU
Molecule: messenger RNA, 1409 nt
Organism: Brassica oleracea var. oleracea
Lineage: Eukaryota; Viridiplantae; Streptophyta; Magnoliopsida; Brassicales; Brassicaceae
Product: protein YLS9-like
Exons: 1
Coding region: 161-1063 (300 amino acids)
Cellular component (GO): plasma membrane
Source: RefSeq, a predicted model, not a curated record